Salvelinus namaycush (lake trout) is the source of this 4756-nucleotide messenger RNA. RefSeq names its product protein mono-ADP-ribosyltransferase PARP8-like. The transcript is spliced from 28 exons. The coding region runs from base 1 to 2631 and encodes 876 amino acids. Gene Ontology annotation, biological process: endoplasmic reticulum unfolded protein response. The record is from RefSeq and is a predicted model, not a curated record. Gene Ontology annotation, cellular component: intracellular anatomical structure; nuclear envelope; endoplasmic reticulum tubular network. Gene Ontology annotation, molecular function: NAD+ poly-ADP-ribosyltransferase activity; kinase binding; protein serine/threonine kinase activator activity. NCBI's taxonomy places the organism in Eukaryota, Metazoa, Chordata, Actinopteri, Salmoniformes, Salmonidae.
AUGGGGAUGUGUUCAAGACAAGAGAGAAUACAAAAAGACGUCAACAUCGUAAUUCAAAGGAGCAAGGCAGAGAAAGACUGCCUUUUCUCUGAUUUCAGAUAUACUGACGCCACCUUCACCUUCACUUAUUCCAAAGGCUCCAGAAGGGUGUCCUUCUCUGUGCACGUCUCUGACGACUACCCAGACAACACAUACGUGUCAAACUCUGAGAACGAGGAUGAAGUUCUAGUUACCAGAGACCCGAUCCCUGUCAUCUUCCACAGAAUCGCAACAGAGAUUACGAUCAACAAUGACGCCAGCUGCUGCCUGUCCAUCAAGACCAAACUUCAGUUAGACAAAAACCAGGAGACCACUUGCCACUAUGCCAUAGAGGAGGACUCUGAGGGGGAUGCUGACUCUGAGGAGUUUUACUAUGGAGGUCAGGUGAACUACGAUGGAGAGCUCCACAAGCACCCCCAGCUGGAGGCGGACCUGGCGGCAGUCCGGGAGAUGUACGGACAUCACGCAGUAUCUCUCAGGGAAUACGGUGCGAUUGAUGAUGUGGACAUUGAUCUACACAUCGACGUCAGUUUCCUAGAUGAGGAAAUAGCCCUAGCGUGGGACGUGAUCCGCAGGGAGCCGGUGAUCGUGCGUCUCCACUGCUCUCUGACACAGUACCUGAAUGGACCAGUCCCCACGGUGGACGUGUUCCAGGUGUCGACUAAGGACCGGUUUGGACUGGGACAUCAGUUGAAGAAGAUAAUGCAGACAUUUGUCACCCAGCAGUGGAAACACCAAAGUGAAGAGAAGCUCAACUCCCUUCACAACAAAAACAAGAACAAGAAGAAGGUCAAAUCUCCCCUCCACAUCUUCUCAACCCUCCGCAGAUCUCCCAGCUACCCGCCUCCUGGCUGUGUCAAGAGCAAGAAGAAUCUGAAGCCGGAACAAGAUGGCGUCUCUAAAUCCCACCGUCUCCUCGGCCAGACCUGCUCCAGCACCGUCAAACAGCAGGUUGAGGCGGAGGUCCCUGGACCUAAGACCGCCCACCGUCUCCUCGGACAGUCCCUGUCUAGCACAGACCCCCGUAUGGACCACGGAGGAGGGACCUGCCCCGGACCCCUGCCCCUCAAACCACGCCGCAUCCUGGGCAGGCCCUGCUCGGCUUUGGUCAAACCAGAGGACCUCCGUCCCACUCCCCACAAGCUCCUGCCCCGCUUGUGCUCCGGCGACCCCCGCUGUGAGCACGCUGGUGGGGGAGGAGGUAGUCUUGGAGGAGGUUUGAAGCACCACAGGCUGCUCAGUAGGUCGUGCUCUGGUUCUAUCAGGACGGAGGAAUUAGAUGGACUGAAACACCACCACCACCUCCUCAGCAGGUCCUACUCCAGCAGUACCAAGAUGGGCAAAGCAGUGGACAUCUUCAAGGAUUCUGUUGCUCCGUCCGAGGGGAGGCGGCUCUCUCUUACCUCAGGGCUCAUCGGGAUCCUCGCCCCCUCGCUCGCCACGCCACCGCCGCCAAACAAUGGGGCCAAGUCCAUUCCGAUAAGAGACAGAGGCUUCCUUGUCCAGACCAUGGAGUAUGCUGAGCAGAGAACUCCGGUCCUGAAUGAGUUCUGUGUGGUGUGUGACGAACCACACGUGUUCCAGAACGGACCCAUGCUCCGACCCACGGUGUGUGAGCGGGAACUGUGUGUGUUUGCCUUUCAAACACUGGGGGUGAUGAACGAGGCAGCCGACGAGAUCGCCACAGGAGCUCAGGUGGUGGAUCUGUUGGUGUCCAUGUGUAGGUCUGCUCUAGAGUCUCCCAGGAAAGUGGUCAUCUUUGAGCCAUAUCCCUCCGUGGUGGAUCCGUGUGACUCUCAGGCACUGGCCUUCAACCCCAGGAAAAAGGACUAUGACCGAGUGAUGAGAGCCCUUGACAGCCUUACCUCUAUCAGAGAAAUGUCCCAGGCACCUUACCUUGAGGUCAAGAGGCAGAUGGACAAGCAUGAUCCUUUAGCUCACCCCUUACUGCAAUGGGUAAUAUCCAGUAACAGAUCACACAUCGUCAAACUUCCAGUUACCAGACAACUGAAGUUCAUGCAUAGCCCGCACCAGUUCCUUCUACUCAGCAGUCCUCCUGCCAAAGAGUCCAACUUCCGAGCUGCCAAAAACCUCUUUGGAAGUACCUUUGCUUUCCAUGGUUCUCACAUAGAGAAUUGGCACUCCAUUUUGAGGAACGGUUUGGUGGUUGCAUCCAACACAAGACUUCAGCUCCAUGGCGCCAUCUAUGGGAGUGGAAUCUAUCUCAGCCCAAUGUCAAGCAUAUCCUUUGGUUACUCAGGGAUGAACAAAAAGCAACAGAAGGUUGCUUCAAAGGACCAAACUGCGACAAACAAGACCAACUUACAUUUGCAGUCAACAAAGAAAGGACAGCAGCCCCAGUUUUUGCAAAGUCGGAACCUAAAGUGCAUAGCCUUAUGUGAAGUCAUCACGUCCCCUGACCUGCACAAACAUGGAGACAUCUGGGUCGUCCCAAACACCGACCACGUCUGUACACGCUUCUUCUUUGUCUAUGAAGAUGGCCAGGUGGGAGAUACAAGCAUCAACACACAAGACGCUAGCGUCCAUCGAGAGAUCCUACGAGUCAUCGGCAAUCAGACCGCCACGGGAUGAACCUCACGUGAAAAUGAAAAUGUCCUUCCUGUUAUUCUGCUGCCGCCACCUCCCGGUUCAAAGCUGCAUUAUUGAGCUGCGGAAAACCCGUCGUAACAAGUGUGUUUCCCGACCAAUGUAGAGAACACAUCAACAACUAGAGUGUUUUAAACCUUGGUGAAAUCAACAACACAUAUUUACAACUGAAACACAGCAGAACUCUUUAGGGAAGAACACAUUUUGCUAAGUUUAUAAAUACUAUGGAGAAUCCUGUUUUUCUGAAGACAUGGUACGUCUCUCAGUUUGACUGAUUGGGACGACUUCCUUUUUUUGUAGAGAACAUUUAAAACGGUAAAACUCUUUGGUGAAUAUUUUGAGACUUCUUGCUAGUAGAUGUGGGACCUUUUCAGCAAAAAUAACGAUAUGUUCCCCUUCCUGUCUAGAAAAAGGUCCCAUCUAUCUGACCUUAUUUACUAUAAAAGAGUUGUAUCUUUUUAAAAUACAAUGUACUUUAUGUAUACUGAAGGUGUUAAUAUGCACUUUAUUUUUCUUAAUGUCAUACAUUUGUUCUAACAACUGGGGUCAUAAUCUGAAAAACUAAAAAGCCUUUUUCCCCCCAAUUGAUUAUUUUAAAAUUAAACAAAAAAAUAGUUGUAUUUUUGACGGUGGUGUAAUAUGUUGGUUACCAUUCCAUGUCGACUGAGGGACACAGCAAUACAUUGAGUAGAAUAUACAUAAAGGCCAGGAUUCAAUCAGGACUGCAGGAGAUCCGCAUUGUAACUCGGUUGACUAUUAAAGCUGCACUAUGUACCUUUUUUGGGGGGCGAGCUGGGAAAUUCACAUAGAAAUGGGUGUACUAGAUCUGUCAUUCUCAUUGAAAGCCAGUCUAAGAGGCGGUAUAUCUGUUCUAUGUGUGCUAUUUCUAUGCUUCCCGUUCUUAACGGGAAGGUACGGUACGUUUUAGUAAGGUACGUUUUAGUGUCUUUUACUUUCGGUUUUGUACACCAGGUUCAAACAGCUGAAAAUACAAUAUUUUUGGUGAUGGAAAAUAUAUUUUACAAUAUAUUAUCUAAACUAUACUUGCUUGUUUUGUUACAUAAACGGAAAUUAAGCAAACUAUUAGAAAUUUGGCAACUAGGAAAUGGCAGAGCGAUUUCUGCAUAGUGCACCUUUAAAAGGAAUUUCCCAUUGAGCCGACAUCUGCAGUGUUUACUUAGAAGGCCAUCUCCUCGACCGUGGUAACAUUUGCCUUUAAAUGGUGCAUCGCCCAAAAGGGCCGAUUUGGAUUGAAGUGUGUAAGAGCUUUCGAUGAGACGUCAUCAAACAUGAGCGGAAAUGUAUGCUGUGUUAAUUUAGGAAGUAGAUCAGUUUCCUUCACAUAUCACACCAGGAAAUGUAUAUAUUGGUUUAUUCUCCUUUUAUAGGGGGUCUACUGGUUUACAAUAGCAAAGACUUUGACUCCAGUCAAGAAUAGAUACAUUUUAUAAAUUCAUAAGUUCCACACACUUACCACUCACAACCAGUUUAAAUAGAAAAUAACGCAUUAAAAAAGCUAUUCAGUAUUAACACAUGUCAGAUUGAUCUUUAUAUUUUGUUUAAAACAAUGUGUAGAUGUAGAUGUAUAAUCGGAGCCCCAAUUAAAGAACAUUUUAAAGCGGUUCCUUUUGUUAGGGGGGUAUGGGAUGUCUAUACAUACUAAGCAUUGCUGUUUGCUGCUUAUUUAUAUAUGUCUGUGCUUUUAAAGACCAAUCAGAUCUCAGCUGUGCUUUUAAAGACCAAUCAGCGCUCAGAUACUAUCCCUUGUGUUCACUGUCAAUUAUAUAUUUAUUAUGAAAUUAUGAUGGUUUAAAGUAGACAUUGAUAUUAGUCAUCACCAACCACUCUGAACAUUGAUAUCACUCUGUUAGGGCACCAACCACUCUGAACAUUAAUAUUAGUCAUAUAGGACACCAACCACUGAUCAUUGAUAUUAGUCAUAUAGGACACCAACCACUCUGAUCAUUGAUAUUAGUCAUAUAGGACACCAACCACUCUGAUCAAAAAUUACUGUAAAUCACAGGUCAUAUUUUUUUAAUGCAUUUUUUUUCAUCACUAAUGAUUUUACAGUUUAAAUAUAUUUGACGUACCCGCUAGGCUACCUGCUCUU